UGAAGCUAAGCGCUAAAAUUAUAAUUGUUUUGUGUGAUUUGAAGUGUUUUAAUGUAUUGACAAGAGAGUUAUGUGAACGAGUAAAUAAUCUACAAUGGAAGCGAACGAUUUAAUUGCUAAAUUGAAGGCGGACGGGUCAGCCAACGAUGUUCAUGACUUGGACAAAGUUUACUCUGAUUACAAGGCACUUUUAGAGAAAUUACCAUCAAAAGACAAGGGAGUUUUCUCUCUAAACGUUCUAUGUAUACUUUGUAGAAAUAUUGACAAAGUUCCAUCAUGGCGCGACAAGAUAGACUCCAAAGCGUUGCUGAACUUGUCCAUAGACUGCGUGCGGCAGACGAGGGGCCUGGAGAAGCCCGAGCGAGUGAAGGUUCUGGCUUGCGUGUAUCAUAUACACAAGUUCAUUGUGAGACAGCCGUCCCAGCCACCACCAGAGCUGGUCCUCAAACUCUCCUACAUGCCAUUCGAGUACGAGCAGAACAACCUGCUCUCCGAAUACUGCAAGACGUACUGGAACCUCCUCGCCGACCGACUCAUGUUCAUAGAAAAGUUCAAGACCGGACGCCGAGCCAUCAUCAAACUGUUACCAAAACUUAUCGAAGACAUACAGAAAAUUAUACACAUGUAUGACAGCGUACAAUUCUGUAAUACUAUACUAGUGUUUCUAUUAAAGAAAUUACACUUUCUUUACAAUACGGAGCAUGCGAAAGAGCUGAACAAGAGUUUCGGAAUGAUAUUUGAAAGUUUAUCGUUAAAAAAAGAUGUGAAAUCGUUUAAGAAGUUAACUGAGAAAGAAAUGCUGGAGCUGUAUGUAAAAUUCAGCGACUGCUUUUAUGUUAUAGCGGAAAAUGCAACGAAAUUGAAUUUUCAAGAUUCCGUAUUGACUGCGGCGGUUCGUAGCUGUAUUCCUUUCAUCGGUCAUGCUCCGGAGCUGUUCCACUGUUUACAGACAUUCUACUUGAAUUCAUUCUGCUGUAUAUUGACCGAUAAUGAUAAUCCCAGCAUCAAUGAGACUGUGUUAAACAGUUUGAUAAUUUCUUGUGAAACUACGGAGAGAUUGGGAUAUUUAAAAGCGAUGAGAGCUACUUAUCCAUACAUAAAUCAAUUAUUAAGAGUAUUUAUCGAAUAUAAUUUAACAAAGUUAACACUAACAGAUGAAAGUCAAGAAACUUGCCUUAAACUGAUAAUUCUUUUACUUGAUAAACUAAAAGAUACUGAACAGUUGUUGAAAUGCGAUAACUGUAAGAUUAAAUCAGGUUUACACGACGCUUUGCGUCUAUCGUUUUUGGCUAAAAACUUCGUUUCCGCCUGUCUUAACUCAAAACAGGAUGUCAACAUGAUUCUACAGCCAUAUCUAAUGAUUAUAAAAAAACAACACAUAAUAUUAACCGAUCUAUGCCGCCUAGGUUGCUCAAAUCAUGAAAAAUGCCUCCGUAAGCUACAAACUGACAUACAUAACACCGCUAUACUUUUAAACAAGGCAGAAAAUUAUAACUCAGCGAUACAACUGUUCGACUUAUAUUUAACGCAUGAAUUCCUUCACUUUAAAACGGCUCAGGACUUGAAAAAUAUAAGCCGAGCCUUAUAUAACAAGAGUAUAUGUGAGUUAGACUGUAGAAUGUAUGAGAGAGCGCUUAUAGAUGGGUUUUUGAGUUUAGUUUUCGCUCAGCCCGAAGGUCUUAGCUCGGAGAAGUAUAUGAGUCUAGUUAUGGAUGUGAAGGCUAAGGCUCUUAAAGGCUGUGACGAUGAAGAGCUGCAGAUGAUGACGGUGCUAGACGCUUGUAAUGUGGCCAUUGAGACGAAAUUGUAUGGGAAUUUGAAGCCGUUCUUCGGUCAUUUAGAGUUCAACACAUUGCUCCACCACGAAUUCACCCUGUAUGGUCGUCUGUGGCCGUCGCUGUCGCCUGUGGCCGGCGUGUGGCGCGCGCUACAUUACCUCUCUUCCGGCAAGCGACAUGCUUGGAUGUGCGCACAACCCCCCUCCCUAGACACCCUCUACUCCGUCAUUCUCCACACGCCCACCGCCGUCCGCACAAUCCACAGCGCGCACAUCGCCGCAAUCUUGUCUUCUAUACUAGACAACAUGGCGCGCACGGGCGACGUCAAAGUGAAAGUGACGGAGGCUACGCUGCUGUUCUUGAAGGCGGAGAUGGAUUUGACUGACACAGGUGUGAAAUAUGAAUGGAAGAUUAAAGAACAGUUUUACAUAUUGUCGUCUAUACUAGACAACAUGGCGCGCACGGGCGACGUCAAAGUGAAAGUGACGGAGGCUACGCUGCUGUUCUUGAAGGCGGAGAUGGAUUUGACUGACACAGGUGUGAAAUAUGAAUGGAAGAUUAAAGAACAGAGCAUAGACCCCGACUUGGUCCCUUGCUGCCGGACCCUAGAACAGGAGCACACAGUCCUCAAACCCGCUCUGCGAGGAGUGAAGAUAUGGACGGAGGUUCUGUCGCGACUGGACGACGUACCGCAAGAUUUCCUGACAUCGCCUCUGCUCGUGUUGCGUGUUAUGUUACAGCAACUGUUGCACGUACGGAGCGUGUACGCGUUGCAGCUGGCGCAUGUAGCACUGCGAGUCAGCCAGCAUCUUCAAGACAGCGUGUACGCGUUGCAGCUGGCGCAUGUGGCCCUGCGAGUCAGCCAGCAUCUCCAAGACAGCGUGUACGCGUUGCAGCUGGCGCAUGUGGCCCUGCGAGUCAGCCAGCAUCUCCAAGACAGAGAGGCAUACUUAGAAGCGGCUGGUGUCAUACUGUCCCGCGCGUAUAAGCCGAGCGAGCAUCUACGUCGCAUACUGUCUCUGUCUGCCGAGUGGGCAGGGCGCAUGAUGGAGGAGGAUAGAACCAGGGAGGCGGCGCUAGUCUUCUUAUGUGAUGCUGCUAUAUACUACCACAACACGAAACAAGCGGCCGCCUCAGCGAAACUCAUCCGCGUGGUGCAAUCCAGCCUCCUAAACGAUAUGGACUCUAUGCCUAUAGCAAUAGGGCGUGUUUUAGACGCUCAGGCGCUCUAUGGAGACCUCAGUGCGAGCGUCAACGCUCAAAGGCACUACCUCACUACACAAUCCAGCCUCUUAAACGAUAUGGACUCUAUGCCUAUAGCAAUAGGGCGUGUUUUAGACGCGCAGGCCCUCUAUGGAGACCUCAGUGCGAGCGUCAAUGCUCAGCGGCACUACCUCACUGUUGGGAACACUGCAAUAGGGCGUGUUUUAGACGCGCAGGCGCUGUAUAAAGACCUCAGUGCGAGCGUCAAUGCUCAGCGGCACUACCUCACUGUUGGGAACACUGACGCGCAGGCCCUCUAUGGAGACCUCAGUGCGAGCGUCAAUGCUCAGCGGCACUACCUCACUGUUGGGAACACUGACGCGCAGGCGCUGUAUGGAGACCUCAGUGCCAGCGUCAACGCUCAAAGGCACUACCUCACUGUUGGGAACACUGCAAUAGGGCGUGUUUUAGACGCGCAGGCCCUCUAUGGAGACCUCAGUGCGAGCGUCAAUGCUCAGCGGCACUACCUCACUGUUGGGAACACUGCAAUAGGGCGUGUUUUAGACGCGCAGGCGCUGUAUAAAGACCUCAGUGCGAGCGUCAAUGCUCAGCGGCACUACCUCACUGUUGGGAACACUGCAAUAGGGCGUGUUUUAGACGCGCAGGCGCUGUAUGGAGACCUCAGUGCCAGCGUCAACGCUCAAAGACACUACCUCACUACACAAUCCAGCCUCCUAAACGAUAUGGACUCUAUGCUUAUAGCAAUAGGGCGUGUUUUAGACGCGCAGGCGCUCUAUGGAGACCUCAGUGCCAGCGUCAAUGCUCAGAGGCAUUACCUCACUACACAAUCCAGCCUAACAAACGAUAUGGACUCUAUGCCUAUAGCAAUAGGGCGUGUUUUAGACGCUCAGGCGCUGUAUGGAGACCUCAGUGCGAGCGUCAACGCCCAGAGGCACUACCUCACUGUUGGGAACACUGAGAGCACCUGGUGCCUCCGCCAGCGCCGCUCGCUCUUCCUCAAGCAGAGCAUAUUCUCGGCCAGCCUCCGGGCCGUGUCACUGUCCCGCUCGCUCCGCCUGCGUCGGAGAGGGAGGGCCGCCGCCGCCUGCGCGCUCGCCUCCGCGUCCGCUGAAGCGAGGCUCGCGCUGUGUGUGGCCGCCACUGAUCCUAGCCGGUGUGACGUGGCCAGAGCAACGAUCGACCAACGGCUCAAACGCAUCGUCGGCCUCCGAUCCAACGAGUGUGCCCUCCAAGAGCCGAUCCAAAACGACCCCAAAACCGCCCCCCUCACCCCCCAACUAGAGGCCGUACGCGACGCACGCAUACCCAGAAAACAUCAAACUAGUCCAUCCAUACCCAUUGAGUAUGUCGCCGCUUUCAAGACACCAGAGUUUUUUGACCAUUCCACCAAAUGCGAGUGUUACGUGUGCGAGACACCUUCAAUAUUCAUUUUGGCGUCCCAAUUGCUAGGUUUGGAAGCCAGCGUGUAUUAUAGAGGCAGAGAAUUCGAUGUCGCUAAGAAUUACUUCAACGGUGUUUUAGAAAACUUCUGUAAUGUCGAAAGCAAGAUAAAAGCGGCCAUGAGAAAGCUUAGAGAGAAAUUCGAGAAAUAUGUCGUUGAUAUAAUUGAGAAAAGUUUUGAAAAGGAGCUUUUUAAUGUUGAGCUGGAGAUUUUGAUAGAAGCUGCGUAUUUUGAGCUUUCACAGAAGAAUUACGCUAAGUCUGACGAUUAUAUAUACGUGAGAAUCAGUGAGAUACUUCAAGCGGCUGACGUAGAUGGUUACACUAAGAAUGAAAUCAUGAAUUUGAUGACCGCUUCUGAAAUUUUAAGGAAAUCUGACAAAAUACCAGACAUAGUGACGGAUAUUGAGAAUGAUUUGGAAAAUCUCAAACUUACACCUACUAAAGAUAUACUGAAAACGCCAGAAGCGAAGCGUAGUAAACCGCCUGUGUUCAACAAAGUGGUUGUAAAUAAAGAAGAACUGCCAGAUUUGAAAUGUAAGAUACCAGUUCUUAAUUUCGACGAGCCAGAAGAACAGAUUGUGCCUAAGAAGAAAAUCAACUUCAAAAUACCAAUCCCGAUAACUAGUAAACCUGUACUUGAAACUAUAACUCCGAGACCCCGUUCCAAAGUAAAUAUAUUAGUUACUGAACCUUCCGAUGAAGAUAUAGAUGUAGCCAUGACUCCGCAGACGGAUAAGUCGAAAGUUGAAUUCUUCACCCCCUCCGAAUCGACCCCGGAUCAGUUUUUCACCCCCCAAACGUCAGUGAAAACUUAUGCGAAGAAAUCUUUGAGGCAGAACAUUGUUAAGAAUUUGGAGCAAGAGUUUUCUUUGAAAGAAAUUCCGAAAGAUUCGAAAAGACUUUCGAAGACUGUAAGUUUAGAUGAUACAAAAAACAAAGAUGUAAAGAGACUUUCAAAGAAUAUAAGUCUAGAAGGUGACUCUAAAGAAAACGCUAAACCAAAUAUACCAAAACCACAAAAAAUAGAGGCGUCAAAGAUUCUAGAGCCAAAAAGAGGUAGAGUGGAGACUGGGUCUCUCCGGACCUUGAAAGACCGAAGGCUCAAGCGCUCCACCAGCCCAGGAACGCUGCCCAAAGAGGACCUUAAGGAUAACCCGAGGACUAGGCUCAGGAAACCAGCGGUGAAGGUUGAGAGGGAUGACAAAAAAUAACAGAUUGACAGCUGUCAAAAACAUAUAAUAGGGACUAUUUUUCAAGGUAUUUCAGUGUGUUGUAAAAGUUUUAAAAGGGACUUAUUCAAAAUAUGACAGAUGAGUUAAGGGGCUACCCGAGGUUUUCAUC
Messenger RNA from Cydia fagiglandana, 5786 nucleotides. RefSeq lists its product as uncharacterized. The transcript is spliced from 23 exons. Bases 95 to 5656 code for a protein of 1853 amino acids. Lineage: Eukaryota; Metazoa; Arthropoda; Insecta; Lepidoptera; Tortricidae. The record is from RefSeq and is a predicted model, not a curated record.